AUGGCUAAGACUGACCAGGGGGCAGCCUCCAUUGUGCAGGGACCUGGGGGUGUGCAGGAACCUGGGAGUGGGGACAAGUCAAGGGCCAGUAACGCGAGCCCCAAGGCAGCCGCAGGGCGCCCUGGGUCCCCGCCUCCCCAGCUGCCCUCUGGCCAGGAUAAGCAGUCCAGCAGCGCAUGUGCAGGUAAGAGAGGCCUGGAGUUUAGCCAGGUUGGGGGGGCGAGAUCCGGUGGUGCCUGGCAGCUCCAUGGUGCUGGGGAGGGGGGCACACCAGCACCCUGUCUAGACGGCCAUGGAAAGGGCCAUGCAGCCUCAGCCGGAACCUGUCCACACCACCCUGCACCCAGGAUGCUGCAGCCCGAGAGUUCCCAGGCCCCUGAGGAGGCGGCCGCCAGCGCUGGGACCCGGAGGACAGACUGUGUCAUCUGCUACUCAGCCUAUGACCUGGCCAGGCACCUGCCCCGCCGCCUCUACUGCGGCCACACCUUCUGCCAGGCGUGUAUUCGGCGGCUGGACACACUGGCCCAAGAGCAACAUUGGAUCCCCUGCCCACAGUGCCGCCAGAGCACACCCACACCCCGUGGAGGGGUAGCCACACUGGACCUCGACCUGGCUGCCUUCCUGGCGGUCAAGGCCGAGCGGGAGCCGGCGCGAGGGGAGCCCCAGCCGCCUGGGCCCCUCAAAGGUGGCAUUCCCGUCAUCACGCAGCAGCCGGCUGCCCUGUGCCCCGCCUUAGGCCCCCAGCCCCGCUUCCCGAGGCCCAGGCGAUGCUGCUGCUGUUGCUGGGACCUCCCGGGCAGCCUGGAGGUCUGA
This is a messenger RNA of Orycteropus afer afer, 813 nucleotides long. The record is from RefSeq and is a predicted model, not a curated record. Lineage: Eukaryota; Metazoa; Chordata; Mammalia; Tubulidentata; Orycteropodidae.